Messenger RNA from Babesia bovis T2Bo, 1467 nucleotides. Its product is annotated as putative integral membrane protein. The transcript has a single exon. NCBI's taxonomy places the organism in Eukaryota, Apicomplexa, Aconoidasida, Piroplasmida, Babesiidae. The coding region runs from base 31 to 1362 and encodes 443 amino acids. The record is from RefSeq and is a predicted model, not a curated record.
GCGCGUGUCUAUUGCCAAUAUCUAGCCAAGAUGCCGGGUAUUAAGGCUGGUAUAGGCCCUUACUCUGAUGAGGCUGCCCCUAAGGUGGCUGAUCAGGUAAGGUACCUCAUGCCAAUCGCUAAGCUACUGUUCAUCUUGGUAGCAAUACUAGGGUUCGGUUUCUGUAUGGCAAUGUUGCUGAUAGCCACUGUAGAGGGUAUACAGUUGAAGGCAAUGCAGCCUGGAGAGUUCAAGGCUAAGAACGCUGACAUGACUGCCCUGAGCAUUGCUAUCUGUCUGAGUCAUCUAGCGCUACACUUUUUGGGCUACCAAUGCCGGUUCAUGAAGCUACGAUGGACUUCCUGGGACAGUGGAUUGUUCAUACUAGGCUUCGUGGUCGUCAUCUCUGCAUUCUUUGCAGUGUUCGUAAUGGUGAUGCCAACAGAUGGGAUUAACGUGGGAAAGGACGAUGCGUAUGGUGGCGUACGUGCCUAUAUCGCCAUGGGAUUCACUGGCCUUGAGCUGCUGGCGAUGUUCGGUUUCAUUAUUUGCGCUAUGAAGACACAUUGCUUCGGUGGCUGCAUGACACUUAACAAGAAGGUGUUCUACACGUUUGCAUUUAUAUACAUGCUGGUAUUUGCUGCCCAUGCGUAUACACUAUAUGAUUUAAAAGAGCGCCCGAAUGACUAUGGAGAUAAGGAGACUACCUGGCACAAGCACAGGUUCAUGGCAGCGGCUAAUUACAUUUUCGUGAUUGGAUUGUGUAUCAGUGCAUACCAGGUAAACCUAUGCUGCAUGUCAUUUACCAAGUGUGAUGGUGUGUUCAUAUUCCUGACUGGCACUGUCGUAGGCAUACUUAUAACAGUAUGUCUGUCAAUGUUCCCAGACAUUACACAAGAGCAAUGGACCCUCGUAGGCCUUAUCGCUAUGCUCUAUAUACUUACGGUUGCACUAUUCUUGUACAUUCAUGCCAAGAGGCCGCUGUGCAAGUACUACAACCCGGAUGUAAUAACCUUCGGGAUAUUCACGCUACUGUUCCUAUUACUGGUAUCCACCUUGAUAGCCCUGGGGGCGAAAUAUCAUACUAAUAUCGCAAGCAUUGCGGCUGACAUUAAAUGUGGGACGUUAAUAGCCAUGUUUCUGUACGGCUUUGUGGUAUUUGUGAUAAUGUUAGUGUUCGGGUUCAAGGGCAAUGCCAUCAAGGUAAUCAAGGGGCUCAUCAAGCAGGCGCGUGACGAACGAUUCCUUAGCAACGCCCAUGAGCUGGAUGCCAAUCCUUUGUACAACUCAGACUCUGAAACACCGGGUAGUGAAUGUAACCUUCGCGGACCGGAGUCAUCAGGAGGUGUCUUCCGUGAUUCGUGGUUACAUCCAACAAACUGAGUGAUGUUAUAUAACGGAAUGAAUCAGGAUACGAAUAAUAGCUAUGGAAAGGAAGCAUGCUAUGUCCAAUGUACUAUGAUGGGAUUGUUGUACGUUUAGGAAUAA